UGUCAACCAUUUCAAAAGUUGUUAAAGCAAUAGCCUUUGUCUCCUCAGAUGGUACUAAUUUGCUCAUUGCUAAAACACUAAAGAGCCAGUGUCAGCCAGAGUCUGCUAUAUCCAAAAUCAUCCUGCAAUACUGUAAUAGUAAAUAGAGGGGUGUGGCUUCAUCAGUGACUGCAAAAAGGAAAAUAAGGAAGGGAAAAGGGAUACCUAGUUAGUUGCACAACAAUGCAUUCAACCCAAAUGUGUCUAUUGCAUUUAACCCAACCCCCUAUGAGGUCCGCACUCAGUAUUCACACUGAAAAAGAACAUAUUCCAUCUUUAAUGAGGGAUGUUUUGCCCUACAGGGCUUCAUCCUACAGAUCGGGUUACAACAUAAUACAGGCAUAGCCCUAACGGGUGGUGAGAAAGGAUAUAAUGAGGGACAUAGUCACUGAUAUCUCAUACUGGGUAGAGUUUGGACUAUGGCUUGUACAUGCCACUCCCAGAGAGGUACCAGGAAUUAACUUGUUUUGAAGUUGUGCUGUCAUAAGAAAUGACAGGUUAACUUGAUGAUGUUACAGUUGGUUAUUAAUGGUCUUAGUGACAUUAAUAGUUGCAUCCCAGUUAUUUUCAGUGUAGCACAUAUGAGGAAUGCUGUUAGACUUGCCCUUUGGCUAUGUGAGGAGGAUUUUGAUGGUGUUGUUGAAUGAUCACAUUUGCCUGUGAUUCUGGUUUUAAAUCGUCAUCUAUUCGAAAGUAUGGGAUGGAGCCCAUGUUCUAUAGGUGGUUGACUGCUAAUAAGUCAGUUAUAUUGUGUCUUAGGUAGAACCAGACGUUUGUUUGUCUUUUCAUAUUUAUCAACCUGAUACAUUGGGGAAAUAUGAUAAGAUCAAAUAUGACAUAACACAAUAUUAAUGUAUCUCCGGGAGGAACUCAAUUCUGUUGCAUUGGCACGCUCGGCAUUAUUUUUAGCACUUCCGUCUAGUCAUUCUAUCAGAUGUGAUUCUAUAUCAUCUGGCCUGGCACUGUAUACUUUUGUGUUUGUUCACUUCACUAAUUUUAGCAGGCGACCAUGGUGGGGACAGUCUUGUUUUAAACAGAGGAUUUGUAAAAAGUGUGGUCCAAAACACUGACCGCUCAUUAUACUGCGGUGAACUGAAAGUUACAUUUUCAUAGCUCUGCGAAAUUGAGCUUGAAUUUCCAGAAUGUGAAGGUCCAGCGGACGUUUGCUCCAGGGCGGGGUUUUUGUGUGAAGACUCAAUGGUUACAGUGGUGGAGUUCGUUUUGCAUGGCCCGGUGCCCCGGGGUUGACGAUUUAUUUUAAGGACCCAUGGAAUUGUCUAAAAUGAGGCAGCUCCGCCCAUCCGUGGCACCAGGCCAUGCAAAACGAAUCGACAAAUGUCACCAGCGCGCGUAGUCGGGACGGUAGCCUAUGAUACGUCUCUCAGUUCCUGUCAAAAACUCAGCUGAGCGAUGAUUCAAUUGUCAGCGGCUGUGAAAUAGAUCAACUUGUUGCUAUAUGCCACAUUCAUCUGGAGGAGAUUUGUCGAAUAAAAAAAACGAAAUAUUAAUCUCGAGCGGACCAUACAUCAAACAGACGGAGAAGUAUUGCUUUAUUUCAUUUUGGACGAAUCCGUGGACAGAAUAUCUAGAUUCUACAGGUAGACUGUUUUGAUGUCUGCGCGGUGGGGGUCUCCAUGGCUGUGUGGACAUGUCAUUUUGGGCUACGGGCUCUUUCUCCUGGUCGCCCUUCCAGACCUCACCACAGGCAGGCAAGGGAACUGCACCUACCCGUUGGUGCCAGAACAUGGGGGCUUCCGCUGCGAGCCUUCCCCCUGCCGAGGCUUCCCCCAGAAGAGCUUGAUCUACUUCUUCUGUGAGCCCGGCUAUGCCAUCCCAAAAGAGAUGGUGCGCAGCUUGCACUGCCGCCACGGCAAAUGGAUCCCCAGCGUGCCCACCUGUCUCGCCAUGCGAGACAGACAUGUUAACUAUGAGGACCAGGUGGCCCACUCACUCCCCAGCGUUGCCACGACGGCGGUGGGCGUGUCCAUAUUCCUCCUCACCACCACGGCCUGCUUGGUGAUUAAGUCCCGCCUUUUCCCCUGUCACUCACACAGCAGGCGCUCCUCUGACCAGAUGGAUCUGAUGGUGGAUGGCCUGCCUGUGUCUCUGCCCAGCUAUGAAGAGGCUGUAUAUGGGAGCUGGGGGCAACGCCUGCCACCCUGCAGAGGGCCCACCCAACUCUUACUAGCCCAGGUUGCUCCAGGUCCAUCAUUAGCUCACAACCAAUCAGAUUCCAGUUACUGUAUCCAUCCAUCCAAUCAAAGCCCCGAUAUCCUUCCGCCCCCUUACGAGGAGAUGGAAUCCCAUCCCAGAGAGGGUCAGAGUGAGGGGGACGUGCAGGCCAUACAAGUUGCACUUUCCGAUGACAAGAACAUUUGAGUGACUGGUGUAUUUGUAUUACCCACCAAUGAUGUACGGAUUUUUUAAAUAAUGUGCUCAGGCACUUAUAUAGAUUCAAGCCUACCAGCUUUAUCGGGUUUCAACCUUAUACAUAGCACACCAGUUGUGAUUGGCUGUUUGUAAUGUUAUGAAGUGUAUCCUGCCAUGGAGUCAUGGUUUAUAUCCCAUCAGUGAUGGGACCUGAGCCUCAUUUGUUGAGGUGACUUUGGUAAUGCCAUUACUGUUCCAUCACAGGGACCUGUUUGUCUCUAUUGUGACGGAUUGAUUGUGCACUGUGGGUAAACCCAGCUGGUGAGAGUAGAAAUGGAGGUUACUCGCUCUCCUUUCCUUCUUGUUGAAUUAUGAUUUGCGAUGAUGGCAGAGUUGUAGCGUCGAUUAUGGAAACCAGCAGGUGACUGGACAGUGUACACAGAGAUCACAUGAUGUCAGUUUAGGAGUAAGAUCUGUGUUCUCCCUCUCCUGAAACAUAUUUUGAGCUCUAGCUACAACCCAGUCCCAUUCUGGGAGUGGUGACUGACUGACCACAUGGAAGAGUUUUCACUUUUUUUCCACCACAGUGGUGGGAAAAGUACCCAAUUGUCAUACUUGAGUAAAAGUAAAGAUGACUCAAGUAAAAGUGAAAGUCACCCAGUAAAAUACUACUUGACUCAAAGUCUAAAAGUAUUUGGUUUUAAAUAUACUUAAGUAUCAAAAGUACAAGUAAAAGUAUAGAUUGUUUCUUAUAUAACCAGACGGCACAAUUCUCUUGUUUUGAUCUAUUUAUGGAUAGCUAGGGGCACACUCCAACACUCAGACAUAAUUUACAAAUUGAGCAUUUGUGUUUAGUGAGUCCACAAGUUUAGAGGCAAUAGGGAUGACCAGGGAUGUUUUCUUGAUAAUGUUGUGAAUUGGACCGUUUUCCCGUGCUGCUAGGCAUUGAAAAUGUAAAGAGUACUUUUGGGUGUCAGAGAAAAUGUAAAAAGUACAUAAUUUUCUUUAGGAAUGUAGUGAGUAAAAGUUGUCAAAUAGAAAUAGUAAAGUACAGAUACUCAAAAAAAUGACUUAAGUAGUACUUCAAAGUAUUUUUACUUAAAUACUUUACACCACUGCACUUUCUACACCCACCAGGCACGCACAUGAAACCCUCCAACCAUGCCAAGUGUACCCCACGCUGAGUAUGCACCAACCACCUCUCCCUUAUACCGCCCUGUUCACAGCUUUCACCGCUAUCUGCUUUGAAUGAUUGACCAGAGUAUGGGGAGGGUCGGGGGCAGAAACCCCCAGGAUGUACUUAUUUGUUAUAGUUAUUGAAUGUAGUUUCUCUUUUUCUUUUCAAUAGAAAAAAUGAAAUGGAAGUAUGUAAUGUAACAUUUUACAGAAGAUUAAAAGUCAACAUUAUUUCUAA
This is a messenger RNA of Salvelinus fontinalis (brook trout), 3823 nucleotides long. Its product is annotated as sushi domain-containing protein 6-like. The transcript is spliced from 5 exons. The record is from RefSeq and is a predicted model, not a curated record. Bases 1651 to 2418 code for a protein of 255 amino acids. NCBI's taxonomy places the organism in Eukaryota, Metazoa, Chordata, Actinopteri, Salmoniformes, Salmonidae.